Molecule: messenger RNA, 828 nt
Organism: Lotus japonicus
Lineage: Eukaryota; Viridiplantae; Streptophyta; Magnoliopsida; Fabales; Fabaceae
Product: protein GLUTAMINE DUMPER 5-like
Exons: 1
Coding region: 122-604 (160 amino acids)
Biological process (GO): regulation of amino acid export
Source: RefSeq, a predicted model, not a curated record
CUCUCAUCUCAUCCAUACCCACCAAACUCACAUUGUUCACUUUCUUUCUCUCUACCCCAAGUCCCCAACAAACAAAACAACACCUUCUUCUCCCACCAAUUCAGUGUUAAAGCAAGCAACCAUGAGAACCAUCUCCACCACAACCACUACUACACUAGCACCCGAAGCCACCGCAUCAUUGAUGCGCUCAUCAUGGCACUCUCCGAUUCCGUACCUGUUCGGUGGCCUCGCUGCUAUGCUUGGUCUCAUAGCUUUUGCUCUGUUGAUAUUGGCUUGCUCUUAUUGGAAACUCUCAAGUCAUUUACAGAGUGAAGAAAAUGAAAACAGAGACUUGGAAAACGGUGAGAAAGAGUGUGAUUCUGCUGGUGAAAAGAAGGUCUAUGAGGAGAAGAUUCUGGUAAUCAUGGCCGGAGAUCAGAACCCGACAUUCCUGGCCACCCCUGUUUACCCCAAGUCGUUAUCUUUCUCUGAUGGGGUGAAGACCCAUCUUGAGGAAACCCCCCAAAAUCAUGAAGCUUCUGAGAAAACGCAGAAAGAAAUGGAAAACCAUCUUCAACCUGCAACACAACAACCACAAGAACAAGAAACCCAACAACAAAGCUAGCUAGCUAGUUGAUAUAUUUAUCAAUUGGCUUGCAAAUUUAACAUAGGCUAGAUUUGAGUAACAGAGUGUCUUUUGCUCUGUUUCUCACUGAUUAUUCCCUCUUGUUCUUUUUGCUUUGCUUUUUUGUCUUGGUUUUUGAGCUUGUUGGAUGGUUUGUCUUCCACUUUGAAUCGGGAAGUGUAAAUUGAAGCUGAGAUGAAUUGGAAUUGAGGGAAUUUUGUUUC